Notodromas monacha is the source of this 1126-nucleotide messenger RNA. The record is from the annotation of a GenBank genome assembly. Lineage: Eukaryota; Metazoa; Arthropoda; Ostracoda; Podocopida; Cyprididae.
UAUGUGUUCAAUUUCAGGCUAACUUGGGUUUAUUAAUCUCUACUUACCUUAGAGCGCUCACGUGUUGUAAAUCGCCAGUUUCCUGUGUUCCAGCAGAUCAGUGAUUUUCUCGGUAGCCGUCUCGCUCAGAUGGUGAAUUGUUGCAAUGGCCUUAAUCGAGGGUUUCGGCGAUGAGGUCCUUUGCAUCUUUGCGCUAGUUUUUGUGAUCAUGGUUGCUGCUGUCGUGUGGGCCUCCACUUCUGUGUCAGACCGGCCGCGAGCAGCUGUGGAAUUGAGUGAUCCCGGAGUUCGCUCUAGUGUGAAUCCCCUUCUGCUUAUGUCGGAUGAACACCUACUCGGUGGGGCUGUAGGUGAUAUACCAACAUCAGAAUCACCCGGGAAUCAAAGUGAAAGUAAUCCGGCAACUGGUGAACCUGAAGUCGGCCCAGAAGCAGAACCAUCACGUCCGGAAGAUGACGUUGGUUCUCACCCAGACGCGAUCAAGAUAAAACUGAAGUACGUAAAUGAUUCUGAUAAAAGCGUAAGUGGACGCUUGGGAGAGAAACUCUCUGAUUUCAAAAGAAGAAAUUUCAGACCCGACAUAACUGCCGGAAAGUUUGUUCGCCUGAUAUUCCAAGGGAGGUUGCUUUCAAACGACGAUGACACGUUGGCGCAACAUGGAUUAUUUGAUAACUGUGUGGUCCACUGCCACGUUUCAAAUAAUCAUCCGCGGGCGCAACAACCCCAAGCUUCGGUCGAUGCAACGCAUCCGGCUUUUCAUCAUUUCAAUGACGCCGCUAUCCUGGCUCAAGGAGAGUUUGAAAUUGAGCUUGGUAAUUGGAUGAUGCCUGUAGGAGGAUUCUUGUUGAGUAUUCUCUGGGCGUACUGGUACCAGUUCGGACACUUCUUCAGCUUUCUGGCCACCAUUUGCCUCACAGUUCUCACGGGACUGUUCUGCUCAGUGCUGUUGGGCGUGUACGGUAGCCUCCGAACGGGAAGCGAAACCAGGGAUGAAAAUGCUGCGGAAGAGCGCAAUAAUAACCCCACUCUUGUUGGACUUUGGAAUUUGAACUUACCUUUGCCAAAUUUCAUGCGGCAAUACGUUGGUUCUGUACCCGCUGAAGCGCAACAAACUGCAGAGCUAUGA